Molecule: messenger RNA, 1901 nt
Organism: Cotesia glomerata
Lineage: Eukaryota; Metazoa; Arthropoda; Insecta; Hymenoptera; Braconidae
Gene: Prps
Product: ribose-phosphate pyrophosphokinase 1
Exons: 8
Coding region: 122-1282 (386 amino acids)
Biological process (GO): purine nucleotide biosynthetic process; ribonucleoside monophosphate biosynthetic process; 5-phosphoribose 1-diphosphate biosynthetic process
Cellular component (GO): cytoplasm; ribose phosphate diphosphokinase complex
Molecular function (GO): ribose phosphate diphosphokinase activity; magnesium ion binding
Source: RefSeq, a predicted model, not a curated record
GGCUAGAUCGCCAGCAAAUUAAAAUAAUGCAUUUCAAAUAAUUCCGAGGUAGUUAAUAUACAAAAUAUAUAUCCUAAUUUUAAAAUAAUAUAAAUAAACCAGUUAGUGUCUCAACAAAACCAUGGACAAAUCUGUGCAGGAUGAUGACAGCCAAGUGAUGCCUGUAUCUCAACCAGUGCGUGCUAAGAGUUUGUUACGCGCAAACUUGGAGAGAUCACGUUGUGGAGUAGUUUUGCAGAGCAGAAUGCCGAACAUAAAGGUUUUCAGCGGGUCUUCUCAUCCCGACCUGGCCCAGCGAAUCGUCGACAGGCUCGGCAUUGACAUCGGAAAAGUUGUCACUAAGAAAUUCAGCAACCUUGAGACAUGUGUGGAAAUUGGAGAAUCAGUACGUGGAGAAGACGUUUACAUCGUCCAAAGUGGAAGCGGUGAAGUUAAUGACAAUCUUAUGGAGCUACUUAUAAUGAUAAAUGCUUGUAAAAUAGCAUCAGCUUCUCGAGUCACUGCUGUGAUUCCUUGUUUCCCUUAUGCCAGACAAGACAAGAAGGACAAGGGAGGUGAUGGUACUGACAAGAACGUUGUCAUGAAGAUAAACGAGUGGAAAUUCAGGGAUUUUGUGCCCGACCUGACGACAAGCCGAGCUCCGAUAUCGGCGAAGCUGGUCGCCAACAUGCUUUCCGUCGCCGGAGCAGACCACAUUAUCACCAUGGACUUGCACGCCAGUCAGAUUCAAGGAUUCUUUGAUAUUCCCGUGGACAAUCUAUUUGCCGAACCAGCAGUACUCAAAUGGAUUAAGGAGAACAUCAACGAGUGGCGAAACAGUAUCAUCGUAUCACCUGACGCUGGUGGAGCUAAAAGAGUAACGUCAAUUGCUGAUCGAUUGAACGUCGAGUUUGCGCUGAUCCACAAGGAACGUAAAAAAGCAAACGAAGUUGCUAGCAUGGUCUUGGUUGGAGAUGUAAAAGAUCGCGUUGCUAUUCUUGUGGACGAUAUGGCUGAUACUUGUGGAACUAUUUGCCACGCUGCUGAAAAAUUACUCGAAGCUGGAGCUACUAAAGUCUACGCUAUUUUAACUCACGGUAUUUUCAGUGGUCCUGCUAUCAGUAGGAUUAAUAAUGCCUGCUUUGAAGCUGUGGUUGUUACUAACACUAUUCCACAAGAUGAACACAUGAAAGAUUGCCCUAAAAUCCAGUGUAUUGACGUAUCAAUGAUGUUUGCCGAAGCUGUAAGGAGAACUCACAAUGGUGAAUCCGUGUCGUACCUGUUCUCAAACGUACCCUAUUAAAAAACUAUACUCUAGGAAUGAUAAAUAUUUUUUUUUACAACUCUUUUUUUUUAUAUAUAUUAUAUUAUUUUUCAUAUCUUCGAAUUUAAAUUUGCUUUAAAAAAAUCAAUCCGUAAUUUGAUUUAUAGUUUAUUUUUCAAUUAUUAAAAACAAAUCAACUGUAAACCCAUAAGAUCUUAUAAUAAUCAUUGUGAUAUGAUAAAUUAACAGUACUUUGAGUAACAUAUAGUUUAAGAUUAUUGUUUUUCCAUUACUCAUUUUUUACCCGCUUCAUUUUUUAAUUUAACGAUCUGACUGACUUUAAUUAAUUAAAAAUCAUUUAUCUCAUCCCUAAACGGUUUCUUACUUAAAUCAGCAUAAUAAUAUUUGACUCGAAAACAAAUUCGUCUAAAAGAUCAAAAUUUUUUUUUUUUAUUAUUAUUAUUAUAACUGUUUAAUUGAGUUAUUUUUUUUUAUUUUAUUAUAAUUUUACUCUUAAAAGGUAUAAAGUACAAAGAUAGGCAAUACAAUUUUAACCAGUGGCAUUAUUUCGUUUCAUUUUUUUUACUUUAAACCCGACUUUUUUAAACUGAUAUAAUAAAUAUAAAACAACACAAUAAAUAUGUUGUACAUUACUAAA